ACACCAGGUCUUCAGUCCAAUGGACAAGCUAUCCCACCGACGCCUCAUCCCAUAGGAUAGAGGAGUAUUCAAUCUUAUCAAUCUACAAUCCCAGACAGAUUUGUUAAUCAACCUACACUGUAUGACAAAAUCUCAACUGGAUAAGAAACAGGAUGCUGAAAGUGAUUUCCUACGGACAAACUACAGACGGCUUCACAUCAUCCUAGCAGACCAGUGUCUACUUCAAAAGAAAGAUGAGGCUGGUCUCUGCUCAGUUUGGACUAUUGGUGGUUUGGAUCAUCGGCUCCUGGGGUUGGUUAAGUAAUAAAUGUGUCCUCUAUGACAAUAAAUGUAAUUACUGGCUAUCCAUUCACUCCAGUUCCUGCCCUCAAAGCAACCUAACUGCCGUUUGCUGGGAUUUAUCUGAACUCAACCAUUCCAUUGUUCCGUCAAACUACCAGGUUCUCUGUCUCGAGAUCAGGAGUGGGUCUGUGAUGCAGUCUGGCACUCUCUCUCGAUUCUCCGUCCUUGAGACCAUUCACAUAUGCGGAUGUCUGUCCACGAUUCUCCCUGGAACCUUCAAGGGGCUGUCCCAUGUGAAGAAACUCUAUCUGUUGUGUAUGGGACAGUGUUACAAUUCCUCACUUCUACCUAACACAUUCAGUGACCUGACUAAUCUUCAGGAAUUGUCCAUUCAGAACUACAGGAUUUCUGUGACGGCACUGGACGCAUUAGGAGGGAUCCCUCUUCUGAAGAAACUCACAGUCGAUAGUUGUACAGAGGAACUCUCUGAUUUGCUAUGUGGGAUAGUCAAUAUGUCACAGUCAUUGACAGCCCUGGACUUUACUUCAGAUGGGAUAGUCAUUUUAAGGCACCCAAACUGUUCGGACACCAACGGAGCUGUUCUUGAGCUUCCUUAUUUCUACCGUCUUCAAGAGGUGUUUCUUAACUUCCCUAAUGCCCACCGUUUAGAAAAAAGAGCAUUAAAAUGCUUUGAAAACAUUGAAUCUCUUUUUUUGCCUGACAAUGAUGCGCUACAGACACAGCUUCUGCAGUCUGGUAUCAGCAGGCUGCGUCAUUUUGUGUUCAACAAUAACAAUUCUUUUGAAUCCGUUUGUGAGACUGUAUUCAAACUAUCAAUCAGACAAGUUCAUAUAAGUGAUCAUAAAACUGAGAACUACUCAGAGUCUGCAAUAAGAAAUUGUCAGGGGAUCGAGGUGCUCAGACUCAGCAUCUGUCAUAGUGGUAAUGUUAGAGUCAACUUGAUCCAUUAUUUGAAGAAUCUCACUGAUGUGUCAGUGUUAAGAUACUGGGACGUUAAACCUGAGUGCAUUGAGCUUUGUGACACUCACACUCAGGGCCCAAUCACUUGGCUGAAGAGACUUUCCUUGACCCUACACAUGCCAAGUAUCACCUCAGAGCAGUUCAGUUGAAUGAAAAAUCUGGAAUAUCUGAAUCUAGAAUCCAGCAACAUUAACAAUAUUUCGGACUUUACAUUUAACGGACUUGGU
This is a messenger RNA of Salvelinus sp. IW2-2015, 1490 nucleotides long. RefSeq lists its product as uncharacterized. Lineage: Eukaryota; Metazoa; Chordata; Actinopteri; Salmoniformes; Salmonidae. The record is from RefSeq and is a predicted model, not a curated record.